AUGUACCUGAUCACUGUUUUUGGAAACCUGCUCAUCAUCUUGGCCAUCACUUCAGACUCUCACCUGCACACCCCCAUGUACUUCUUCCUCUCCAACCUGUCCUUUGUAGACAUCUGUUUCACUUCCACCACCAUUCCAAAGAUGCUGUGGAACAUCCAAGCACAGAGGAAAGUUAUCACCUAUGAAGGCUGCAUCACACAGAUUUAUUUUCUCAUCCUCUUUGCAGUGUUGGACAUUUUUCUCCUGACUGUGAUGGCCUAUGACCGCUUUGUGGCCAUCUGCCAUCCCCUGCAUUACACUGUCAUCAUGAACCCAAGACUUUGUGGACUGCUGGUGUUGAUGUCCUGGCUCGCCAUUGUCUCCUUAUUUUAUUGUACAAUGCUUGGAGUGUACCUUAGCUCUGCAGCUACCCACAAUGCACACUCAAGUGCAACAGCCUCGGUGAUGUACACAGUCAUCACACCCAUGCUGAACCCCUUCAUCUACAGCCUGAGGAAUAAAGACAUGAAGAGGGCUCUGAAAGUAUUCUUUGUGAGAGCUGCUUCCUGGGACAACCUUACAUCCCAGGAAGACAGUGGAGCUUAUACUCUCAAGAACUGCAGGACUAUAACCAAGGGAGGAAGAGUUCUUAAACAGCUACCACUUUCAGGACACAGGAGAUAA
Messenger RNA from Budorcas taxicolor (takin), 663 nucleotides. Its product is annotated as olfactory receptor 7A10-like. The coding region runs from base 1 to 663 and encodes 220 amino acids. The record is from RefSeq and is a predicted model, not a curated record. Gene Ontology annotation, molecular function: G protein-coupled receptor activity; olfactory receptor activity. Gene Ontology annotation, biological process: G protein-coupled receptor signaling pathway. Gene Ontology annotation, cellular component: membrane. The transcript is spliced from 3 exons. NCBI's taxonomy places the organism in Eukaryota, Metazoa, Chordata, Mammalia, Artiodactyla, Bovidae.